This is a messenger RNA of Gastrolobium bilobum, 584 nucleotides long. Its product is annotated as cold and drought-regulated protein CORA-like. The record is from RefSeq and is a predicted model, not a curated record. Lineage: Eukaryota; Viridiplantae; Streptophyta; Magnoliopsida; Fabales; Fabaceae. The coding region runs from base 71 to 475 and encodes 134 amino acids. The transcript is spliced from 2 exons.
CAUUCCCUCUAUUUUUCUCAUCCUUCAUUACCAAACAUCCCCAAAUUCUAAAUUGUUUACAACUGAAAAAAUGAGUUCGAAGGUAACAGUGCUCAUCCUAGGCCUCUUGGCCAUGGUUCUUCUGAUCUCCUCAGAGGUGGCAGCUAGGGACUUAGCUGAGGCUUCCUCUAAUUCAGAAAAGGCUGAGGUUGUUAAAGAGACAAAUGAAGUGGGUGAUGCCAAAUAUGGUGGAUAUCCUGGUGGGGGCAACCCUGGUUACGGUGGUGGGGGCAACCCUGGUUACGGUGGGGGUUACCCUGGCCGUGGUGGGGGCAACCCUGGUUAUGGUGGUGGCUACCCAGGUCGAGGAGGACAUGGAGGAGGGUAUUGCAGGCAUGGUUGUUGCGGAGGACAAUAUGGGGGAGGUUGCAGAAGGUGCUGCACUUAUGCUGGUGAAGCUGUUGCUGCACAAACUGAGGACAAAACUCACAACUGAUACGUACAGUGCAUGUUGAGUUGAUAUAUAUAUAUAUUUCAUGAAUAAAAUCUCGUGUCGUGAGAGGCAUAGAUAGACAGCUAGCGAGGAGGCCUAUGUGUCUCUACUG